AUGAACGUUGUCGAAGAGUCGUUAAAUUUUAUGGCGUUGGAGGAUGUAUUGUUUAAAAAUACCGAAGCUGACAUCAACAGCUGUACUCAAGAAAUCCUAAGCAUAUUUCAAAAUACUUUUCCCAAAGCUAUACCGUAUAACGAUGAUAACUCUGCACAUACCCACGAAGAACAAUUACAAAUAUUAAGUAACAGUAACCAGAGUCUAAGGAAAGAAAUUGAUGAAAAAAUUAGGGGUUUAGCCAUUCAACAAAGCCAAUAUGAGAAUUAUAAGCAAGAACACAAAUUUUUGACAUGCAAAAUUAAAGACACUCACGAGUCAUUUUUGAUGGCGAGGAAAUGUUACAAGAAGUAUCUUAAUUUCUAUUAUACUAUAGAAUCCAGAGAUAAAGAGCAGCAAACUAUAUUUGUUCAGUUCUUUUCUGAAUCUAAGAGUGAUUCUGAAAAAUAUUCAGUAAGACUGUUAAGAAAUACAAAGACAGGGAAAUAUUCAUUGUUAAGCAUCCAUCCCAAAGACAAGAUAAACUUAAAAGAUGCACAAAUAAUAUUGGAGGAAAAUAACAAUGUUCCUGGAUUGCUGUCAUUUAUUCGCCAAAAAUUCUAUUUGCUGAAAUAUCGUAAAAAAUAG
Leptosia nina is the source of this 627-nucleotide messenger RNA. Lineage: Eukaryota; Metazoa; Arthropoda; Insecta; Lepidoptera; Pieridae. The record is from the annotation of a GenBank genome assembly.